AUGUCGCGCGUCGCGCCGGACGACGACGACGCGCGCGCGUCGCCGACGUGCGCCGUCUGCCUCGCGCGCCCGGACGCGCGCGACGUCGCGCUCGUCGUGGCGUGCCUGCACGCGUUCUGCGCGUCCUGCGUGACCAAGUGGGCCGAGUUCACGCGCGCGGGGGCGCGGACGCGGUGCCCGCUGUGCCAGGCGUCGUGCGAGCGCGUGCUGGUGCGACGCGCGCUGGACGGACGCGCGCUCGAGGACGGGGGGAUGCAGGAGGAGUCGCUGUGCCUGCUGCGGCGCGCGCGGUGGGCGACGAGGGGACGCGAGGGCGAGGGAUGGGACGACGGCGACGAGGACGGGCGAGACGGGAGCGACGGGAGCGAUGGGAGCGAUGCGCUGGAGGAGGCGCUGAUGCGGGGGCGCGCGCGAAGGCUGGUGCUGGGGAAUCGAAAGUUUGGUCGAGGGGGGUUCGUGUCGAACGGAGGCUCGAGGAGCUACGCGCGACCGACGGCGAGCGGGCGAGGGAAAGAGCCGGCGGCGACGGCGGCGGCGAAGAAGAAACCGCCGAAACACGACGGGGAGGCGUCGGCGUCGCCGGCGUCGGCGCCGAGGGCGGUCGGGGACGAUGGACGACGCGUCUCGGCGCGGUCGACGUCGCCGGGCAAGCUCGGUCCGAAGAGCGCGAAGCGGGCGGAGAGCAAGCAGAAAAAACAGGAGAAGGAAGCGGCGAAGGCGGCGGCGCGCUUGCGUCGACGCGAAGAGGAGCACGCGGCGAAAGAGGCGCAAAAGGCUGCGCUCGCGGCCAAGGCGCUCGAAGCGCUCGAACUCGCGGCGUAA
Molecule: messenger RNA, 822 nt
Organism: Ostreococcus lucimarinus CCE9901
Lineage: Eukaryota; Viridiplantae; Chlorophyta; Mamiellophyceae; Mamiellales; Bathycoccaceae
Exons: 1
Coding region: 1-822 (273 amino acids)
Molecular function (GO): metal ion binding
Source: RefSeq, a predicted model, not a curated record